This is a messenger RNA of Trichomycterus rosablanca, 1153 nucleotides long. RefSeq names its product aldo-keto reductase family 1, member A1b (aldehyde reductase) (gene akr1a1b). The transcript has 9 exons. Gene Ontology annotation, cellular component: cytosol. The coding region runs from base 99 to 1073 and encodes 324 amino acids. Gene Ontology annotation, molecular function: aldose reductase (NADPH) activity. The record is from RefSeq and is a predicted model, not a curated record. Lineage: Eukaryota; Metazoa; Chordata; Actinopteri; Siluriformes; Trichomycteridae. Gene Ontology annotation, biological process: aldehyde catabolic process.
AUUUUAAAGAUUUUUAUAACUCCCUUAGUGUAAUUCCACUCGGGAUUGUCACCUGUCUGGCUUUGUGCAGAUCGAUAAAUAUUAGUCAGAAGGCAAGAAUGAAUGAUUUUGCAGUGUUGAGCACUGGGCGAAAAAUGCCCCUGGUUGGACUUGGGACAUGGAAAAGUGAUCCUGGAAAGGUAAAACAGGCAGUGAUAUGGGCGCUUCAGGCUGGCUAUCGUCAUAUUGACUGUGCUGCCAUUUAUGGAAAUGAAUCAGAAAUUGGGGAAGCCUUUCAGGAGGUGCUGGGAGCUGAUAAAGCCUUGAGGCGAGAGGACGUGUUUGUGACCUCCAAACUGUGGAACACUCGCCACCACCCUGAUGACGUGGAGCCAGCACUGCUCAACACCUUAAAGGAGCUGAAGCUGGAGUACCUGGAUCUCUACCUCAUUCACUGGCCUUACGCCUUCCAGCGAGGAGAUACUGCAUUUCCUAGAAAAGAAGAUGGGACUUUACUGUAUGAUGAAAUCGACUACAAGGUGACAUGGGCCGCCAUGGAGAAACUAGUGGAAAAAGGACUUGUGAGGUCUAUCGGGCUGUCAAACUUUAACAGCAGGCAAAUUGAUGACAUCCUGUCCGUGGCCAACAUAAAGCCUACCGUUUUGCAGGUGGAGGGUCACCCCUAUCUGGCCCAGGUGGAGCUGUUGGCACAUUGCAAGGAGAGAGGCUUAGUAAUGACUGCCUAUAGUCCACUUGGCUCUCCAGACCGAGCCUGGAAGAGACCAGAUGAGCCAAUUCUCCUCGAGGAGCCGGUCAUUGCUGCACUAGCCAAGAAGUACAACAAAUCCAUUGCGCAAAUCAUAAUCAGGUGGCAGACCCAGCGGGGAGUUGUGACCAUCCCAAAGAGUGUUACAGAGUCUCGCAUUAAAGAGAAUUUACAGGUGUUUGAUUUCACUCUGGAGCCUGAGGAGAUGAACAGUGUGACAGCACUGAAUAAAGGCUGGCGAUACAUAGUGCCAACAAUAACUGUUGAUGGCAAGCCAGUACCAAGGGAUGCCGGACAUCCUCACUACCCCUUCAAUGAUCCUUAUUAAGACAUUGUGCUGCAGGAUUAUGUGCCUUUCAAGCCAAUUUAGCUCUGUACACUUCACACAAUAAAUGGUUUUCUUACUCA